Molecule: messenger RNA, 2016 nt
Organism: Phaeodactylum tricornutum CCAP 1055/1
Lineage: Eukaryota; Bacillariophyta; Bacillariophyceae; Surirellales; Neidiaceae
Exons: 1
Coding region: 1-1812 (603 amino acids)
Source: RefSeq, a predicted model, not a curated record
AUGGCAAAGUCGACAGCGAGUGCUAAAGUCCUCCCCGCGUCGUCUCGGGCUACCAAGAAAGGAAAGCUGCGACCUGCGGAGGUCACGUUUUCCUGGCCCGACGAUUGUCCAGUCCAGUCGGAAGACCCGUCAGACGAAGGCCUGGCGCAGCCUUCUUUGCCUCCUGAUCCAGCUCUGCACGCUUGCUCCGGAAAGGAUAUACAUGUAUCUAAAGGGGCAACGUCGCAGAAUAGCAGCAGUGGAAGCGGCAACAAUACUUCCAAGCCAACGAGAUAUCUCGCCAUUCUACCGGGUACGUUGACGCUGCGCAAACCCGCAAAGACGAACGCACCAUUGUUUCCAGAAUCUCUCGCAGAGAAGGUGGAAGACAGUGUCGUGGCGGACGCCGCGGAUUCGAGUGACGUCAACAAGCCGGAAGUGAGGCUUUUGGGGCGUUUGCAACACGCCUCGUCGACCCAUCCCAUCUUGACGACAGCGGCGUUUUCGGACUCGUCGUGUGCUCCCACGCAAGGAUCCUUGUCCUUCCGAGGUACUUCCGUUGCCACCACAUCCAAGUUCCUGGUAUUAACGUUGCAACCAAAGAAAGGAAAGAUAGUAUGCAAGCACGUUUUUUCUAACGUUAUUGUUUUUGGGGAUGCUUGUCUGCACGGGACGGGAGAUGCAGUACCUUCGGUUGCGCCAACCUCCGCUAUUGACGCAGUGUCGGGCAAACGCUUCAGCUCUACUAGUGACGAUAGGAAAGCAGCAGUAGCCGUGAUCGCAACAGUAGAGCCCCAGGGCACCACUUCCAACGCAGCAAGCUUAUCUCACCAAAAACUGGAACCGCAGGAUACUUGUAAAAAAGGGGAGGACGACGAAAGCGUAUUUAUGGCUACUACCGAGAAAAAACAAGGCAACCUAAAACGAUUGAGCACUGGUGGGGAACCACUCUCGGACAGCAGUGAUUCUGAUCGAGACGUUGUUCGCCAUCCGAAUCUUGAGGUUUCUGCCAUGCUACCCGCAAGUAGACGACCUCGACGCGCGUCACGCAAACCGGUACAAUACAACACAGUGGAAAGUGGUGACAAAGAUAGCGACACCGAUCCCAGUGGCAGCGAGGAUAACAGCAAUAUCGACUGCAGUGGAAAACGGAAGCAACCAAUUGCAAAGCCGAUGGCGAACAAGCGGACACGCCGAUUGCUGUCCAAUGCUAUCACACAAUCGCAAGAAGUAAUCAACGACUUGGACGAGUCCAUUGACAUCAACAUCAGCGAAGAGAAUGGAGCGGUCGCUUACAAGCCUGCUAGUGAAAAUUCGGUGAGGCGCGACCAUGGGUCAGCGCGAUCGACAGAAACUGGCAAGUUGGCCGAGAGUCAGCCUGUUUGCCAAAAUAGGCGGAAGUCCGAUGCGAAUAAGCAGUUGGAAGCGUCUUCUCUUUCAACCUCCGGUACGACCAAGAGGCACCGUAUCGUGCAGCCAGCGACCAAGACCCGACCAAAAUCUUUGAGCAGCAAUGGACAGACAGAACUGCAGAAGAAAGUCAAGCUUGGGAAGAAGAGUUCCUUCGCUUCCCCGGACAUCGAUUCCGCUAUGAUUGUUAACAGCAGCGUGACCGCCCCCGAAAACGAAGCACCGUCUCUUCCGGGAUCGCCUGUACGGCAACAUCGACACCCGCUGACUCCCUCCAGCUCGAAGAAGGCAAAUAAGUCUACAUCGACAAUCUCGAGCACUCCCCGAAAGCGCCGCAAACGGGCAUUAGCUCAUGCCACUUCACCGUCCAAAAGCAGAACGAUUGAUUUGACUCUCGACACCGAUUUGGAGUUUUUGGGAUAAUACGAUUUUGUAACUCUUUUCGUUUGACUCCGUGAUGCUUCACCUACUCUAUUGAGUCAACGACGCUGUGAAGGAAUUGUAAUUGCGUUUUGAGAUCACUCACGGCAAAGAAACACGUUGGGCUUCCAUCGUUUGUAUGUGGUAAAUGAAGUCAAAUUAAUGGUUCUACAAACCAUGAAAUUUGUGUCGCUACUGGCUAUGUCC